AUGACGAGCAUGUUCCAGCCCGCCCCGGAGCCCGCGACCGAGCUCGGUCGCUACCGCGUCCUCUCGAGCACGGCCGGCGUCCGCGUUUCCCCCCUCUGCCUCGGCGCCAUGUCGAUUGGUGAGGCAUGGAGCGAACACAUGGGCUCCAUGGAUAAGGAGCAGUCCUUCAAGCUCCUUGACGCCUUCCACGAUGCCGGCGGCAACUUCAUCGACACGGCCAACAACUACCAGAACGAGGACUCGGAAACGUUCAUCGGCUCCUGGAUGAAGGAGCGCGACAACCGCGACCUCAUGUUCAUCGCCACCAAGUUCACCACCGACUACCGCUCCUGGGCGCUCGGCAAGGGCAAGACGGUCAACUUUAGCGGCAACCACAAGAAGUCGCUGCACAUGUCGGUGCGCGACUCGCUGCGCAAAUUGCAGACAGACUACAUCGACCUCCUGUACGUGCACUGGUGGGACUGGACGACGUCGAUCGAGGAGCUCAUGGACUCGCUGCACAUUCUCGUCGAGCAGGGCAAGGUCCUCUACCUCGGCGCCUCGGAUACGCCCGCCUGGGUCGUGUCGGCCGCCAACACGUACGCGCGCGCCCACGGCAAGACGCCCUUCUCCAUCUACCAGGGCCGGUGGAAUGUGCUGCUGCGCGACUUUGAGCGCGACAUCAUCCCCAUGGCCCACCACUUUGGCAUGGCCCUCUGCCCGUGGGACGUCCUGGGCGGCGGCAAGUUCCAAAGCAAGAAGCAGAUCGAGGCGCGAGCCAAGGCUGGUGAGGGCUUGCGUAGCUUCUUUGGUGCCGAGCAGACGGACAUUGAGCGUCGGGUCAGCGAGGCGCUCGAGGAGGUGGCUACGGAGCAUGGCACCGAGUCCGUCCAGGCGAUCGCGCUCGCGUACGUGUUGCAGAAGACGAGGCAUGUCUUCCCCAUGAUUGGCGGCAGGAAGGUCGAGCACUUGAAGGACAACAUCACGGCUCUCAGCAUUCACUUGACCGAUGAACAGAUUGCUAAGCUGGAAAGCGUCAAAGAAUUUGAGAUCGGCUUCCCCACGAACAUGAUCGGCCAGGACCCAAGAGAGACUGGUGUGGCGCCUACGCUCGUUGGCGCCGUCGCGCCCAUUGCAUGGGAGCAAGCCCCGAAGCCAAUCUCAAAGGCGUGA
This is a messenger RNA of Verticillium dahliae VdLs.17, 1152 nucleotides long. Its product is annotated as aryl-alcohol dehydrogenase. Lineage: Eukaryota; Fungi; Ascomycota; Sordariomycetes; Glomerellales; Plectosphaerellaceae. The coding region runs from base 1 to 1152 and encodes 383 amino acids. The transcript has a single exon. The record is from RefSeq and is a predicted model, not a curated record.